Messenger RNA from Peromyscus californicus insignis, 4811 nucleotides. It is a transcript of the gene Pkp2, whose product is annotated as plakophilin 2. Gene Ontology annotation, biological process: cell-cell adhesion; intermediate filament bundle assembly; protein localization to plasma membrane. Gene Ontology annotation, cellular component: cytoplasm; nucleus; adherens junction. The coding region runs from base 658 to 3042 and encodes 794 amino acids. The transcript is spliced from 13 exons. The record is from RefSeq and is a predicted model, not a curated record. Gene Ontology annotation, molecular function: cadherin binding; alpha-catenin binding; intermediate filament binding. Lineage: Eukaryota; Metazoa; Chordata; Mammalia; Rodentia; Cricetidae.
GAGGCCUUUUGCAUGGGUUCCCCUACAAAGAGUUUGUCAUAAAGAGGACUUACUCAAUAUUAGGAGGGCUAUUAAAAAGCAUAUUAAAACUCAUCUCUUCUCUGAGUCUCUUAUUGGAGUUUCUCUGUGUGGGCAUGUUCCUUAAGAACGAAGUGGGUGGACAAGAGCGCACUGGGUACAAUUUGUGUAUUUGCAAGAGCAAGCAGAGGCUUUCACUGAGGAACAACAUAUGUUUCUGGGACUCCAUCUGUGCGAAAAGCACGUCGUACUGAAGUUGCACUAAGAAUAAAAAAAGACUUUGAAGACUUCUAUGUCAUACACCUUUCAUCAUCAGUGAACAUUUGGAACAGUGUGACUGAGUCUAAUUAGCUAGAUGUGCUACUCACUUCACGAGGCGAAGUUCCCAGCUGCACCUGUCCUAAGGGCAGCUCCUCCCACAAUCCUUCACGAGGCGAGCGCUGUGUACGUGGGGCCUGGGAGGACGUGCUCGCCCCGGGCUGAGCGCGCCUGCUUUGCCGGAGCCACGCCCCUGUCCCCUGCGGGCCUGGGUCCCUGUUGGGCGGGGCGGGGUGGGGCGGGACUUGCGUCCGGUCCCCACGCCCCCGUGGCUCGGCCGGCAGGUCCUGGCAGUCCCUCGCCGGUCACCUCGCCGACGCGAUGGCGGUCCCGGGCUCUCUGGCCGAGUGUGGCUACAUCCGGACCGUGCUGGGCCAGCAGAUCCUAGGACACCUGGACAGCUCCAGCCUGGCCCUGCCCUCCGAGGCCAGGCUGAGGCUGGUGGGCAGCAGCGGCCGCGGCGACACGGCGGCCCGGAGCCAGCGGAUCCAGGAGCAAGUGCAGCAGACCCUGGCCCGCCGGGGUAGGAGCUCUGCGGUCAGCGGGAAUCUUCACCGAACCAGCAGUGUUCCUGAGUAUGUCUACAAACUGCACUUGGUUGAGAAUGACUUUGUUGGAAGGCAAUCACCUGUCACUAGGGACUAUGACAUGCUAAAGGCUGGCAUGACUGCCACUUAUGGAAGUCGCUGGGGGAGAGGCACAGCACAGUACAGUUCCCAGAAGUCAGUGGAGGAGAGAUCCUGGAGGCAGCCUCUGAGGAGACUUGAGAUUUCCCCAGAGAGCAGCCCGGAGAGGGCUCGCUGUGCGCACAGCGAAUACCAGUUUGCCUGGAGGAGCCAAGGGGUGUCUGGUGGGCGCCUCACCCUGCCACGCUACGCACGCUCAGAGAUCCUGGGCCUUCGCCAGGCGGGCACAGUCCGCAGGCCACCUGGGUGUGGGUCGCUUAGUGAUGCUGUCUUCGACAAUGGUCCACUCAACCCCACAAUGCCCCCCAACCCUCCGGGCACCAGCCACAGCGCAGGCAGCCUGCUGGAGGAGACAGUGCGCGUGAGCCAAGCUCGGCCUCUGGGCGCGCAAAGCAGAGCAGCCCGCUCCUCCUGGCCCCGAAGCUCAGUCCGCAGCACCCUGCGGGACCCAGGGAGGAUGCUGCCCACCGCUGGCCAGGCUGCUGUGGGCAGCGGGGAUGCACAUGUGGACAGGAGCGCCUUCACUGAUGCCCAGCUCGGGAAUGCAGACAUGGAGAUGACCUUGGAGAGAGCUGUGAAUAUGCUUGAUGCAGACCAUGUACCACUGUCCAGGAUUUCUGCCGCAGCUACUUUUAUACAGCACGAGAGCUUUCAAAAAUCUGAAGCACGGAAAAGGGUUAAUCAGCUUCGAGGCAUCCCUAAGCUCCUACAGCUGCUCAAAGUUCAGAAUGAAGAUGUUCAGCGGGCUGUGUGUGGAGCCUUGAGGAACUUGGUGUUUGAAGACAAUGACAACAAGCUGGAGGUGGCUGAGCUGAGUGGGGUACCUCGCCUGCUCCAGGUGCUGAAGCAGACCAGAGACUUGGAGACAAAAAAGCAAAUAACAGGUUUGCUCUGGAACUUGUCCUCUAGUGACAAACUCAAGCACCUCAUGAUAACAGAAGCCUUGCUCACCCUGACAGAGAGUGUCGUCAUCCCCUUCUCAGGGUGGCCUGAAGGAGACUACCCCAAAGCAAAUGGCUUGCUGGAUUUUGACAUAUUCUACAAUGUCACUGGAUGCCUAAGAAACAUGAGCUCAGCUGGCCCUGAUGGGAGGAAGACAAUGAGAAGAUGCGACGGGCUCAUUGACUCAUUGGUCCAUUAUGUCAGAGGAACUGUGGCAGACUACCAGCCAGAUGAUAAGGCCACAGAGAACUGUGUAUGCAUUCUUCAUAACCUCUCCUACCAGCUAGAAGCAGAGCUCCCAGAGAAGUAUUCCCAGAGUAUCUACAUGCAAAACCGGAAUGUCCAGACUAACAGUAUCAAAAGUGUUGGGUGUUUUGGCAGUCGAAGUAGGAAAGUAAAAGAGCAAUACCAAGACAUACCGAUGCCUGAAGAGAAGAGUAGCCCCCGGGGCAUGGAGUGGCUGUGGCAUUCCAUUGUGAUAAGGAUGUAUUUGUCCUUAAUUGCCAAGAGUGCCCGAAACUAUACCCAAGAGGCGUCAUUAGGAGCUCUCCAGAAUCUCACAGCAGGAGGUGGCCCGAUGCCCACAUCAGUAGCUCGAAUGGUUGUCCAGAAGGAAAAUGGUCUUCAGCACACCCGGAAAAUGUUGCACGUGGGUGAUCCCAGUGUGAAAAAGACUGCCGUCUCCCUGCUGAGGAAUUUGUCACGGAAUCUUUCUCUGCAGAAUGAAAUUGCCAAAGAAACUUUACCAGAUUUGGUUUCCAUAAUUCCUGAUACAGUCCCAAGUACUGACCUUCUCAUUGAAACUACAGCCUCUGCUUGCUAUACAUUGAACAAUUUAAUGCAGAAUAGUUACCAGAAUGCACGAGACCUCCUGAACACUGGAGGCCUGCAGAAAAUUAUGACCAUCAGCAUAGGAGAAGGCUAUGCCCCCAACAAGGCCAGCAAAGCUGCUUCUGUCCUUCUGUACUCUCUGUGGGCUCAUACGGAACUCCAUACCGCCUACAAGAAGGCUCAGUUUAAGAAGACAGACUUUGUCAACAGCCGGACCACCAAAGCCUACCACUCCCUUAAAGACUGAUGAAGGUGAAAAUCAGCUCAGAGACCUCAGCUUCCGAGUUCUCCACUAUAUAAACUCCCCAAAGGAAACACCUAUUUUUCUACUAACUGACCCAAGAAACCUCAAAAAGCAUGCUUUGUUUAUAUUCUUUUCUAUUUCUAUCCCCCAAAUCUAGAGAAUGAAUAAUCACGAUAUAAUUUUGUUAGGCAUCCUAAAGACUUUUAUAAGGUUGCCGCUAGAACUUGUUAUGGAAUCUGUGUUUCCUGUAGAGGUAAUGGACACCAUUAUCCACAGUUACAGUAUAUGUGAGUUCAUGUGAGUGAGCAUCCAAGGAAUACCUGAGGAGAGAUUGUAUGACUAGACUUUUAAAGUGUGAUUGACAGACAUUUCUACCCUUUGUCUGGUUUUCGUUCUUGUCACUCAUCUGCAUGUUACUUCAUUGAACCCCAGACGUGUGUUCAACGACAUUGAACAGAAUAGAGAUGACAAGAAUAAAGCUUUGAUGGCAAAUCGUUUAAUCUGUGAUUGUUCUUAACCCUCUUGGGUUGAUUUGCUUUGCUUUAUCUUUUUUCCUCUAAUUUAAAUGGAAUGUAAGAAAUGUAGAUUACGGAGCUGCAUGGCAAUAAGACAAGGGAACUGAGAAGUGGUCAUAACAAACUUAAAACCAUCGGAUUAUAGAGGCCUGCCCAUCAGGCACCACUAAGAUGAGCAAAUCUGUGGUGGAGAAAUGGGAGAGAGCCGGGCGGUGGUGGCGCACGCCUUUAAUCCCAGCACUCGGGAGGCAGAGCCAGGCGGAUCUCUGUGAGUUCGAGGCCAGCCUGGGCUACCAAGUGAGUUCCAGGAAAAGGCUGUCUCGAAAAAACCAAAAAAAAAAAAAAAAAAAAAAAAAAAGAAGUCUGGCUAUGCAUAAAAACAAGUAUUGCUUAUGAAAUCCCAUGAUCUCCCUAUGCAUUGUAUAAAUGGGGUUUUUACUUCAAGAAAUCAUUUACGUGUAAUGUCACUAUUGGGUGCUGAUCUCUCUAGGUACAGUGUGAUCUGGACUUUUCUGCCCAUUGGAAUUGGUAUAAAAAUGCUUUGUUCUUCAGCAAGGUUCCAAGAGGAGCCAAGGGCCACCGAGGCAGUGAGACCGGACAAGGGCACCGAGAGCAGCUUGUUUUAAUGAGUCAUAGUGUCAACUUUGUCCACCUUUGAAAAUGUGGCACAGGGCCGCUGCAGCUCAUGCCCUCCCCGCUGGCACAAGGCAAGGGAGCUCUGGAGGAAGGACAGCAAGCUAUUGUGACUGAAACCAAGAAGCACCAGCCUUCAGCAGCCAGGGAAGUGCAUCUGUGGGAAAUGCAGGGUUAACUAGACAGUAAUUAGAGCCCUCCCUUCCCAGUAGCCCUCAACUACAGUUCUGCUGUUUAUUGAUCCUUUGAAGUCUGACAUCAUUUGCAUAGGAAAGUAAAAGAAAAUAACCCUUCAGCUACUUUGGUGGGAAAAAAAGGAACAGAAAAUAAAUCCCCAUUUCUAUCUAUUUAAAUGUGUAUUUAAUUCUGUAUUAUGUUGGAACUUUAAAUGUGUUUAACUUUAAAAGUUUCAGCUUAGGUAAUCAGCCCAGGUUGAGAAGUUUGUUUUUUUUAAACACUAAAUCUUUCACCAAAGCUCUAACAAUAAGCAUUUAGGGUUCAUUUAUUUCUCCAGAUAAGUGAUAUAAGCCUAAAAGUUUCUGUGGAUUUCUUUGUUUGCUUUUGGUAUCUUAAGGUGUUUAAUACGGUAUUCGGUUAUAUUAAAUACAAAAUGAGUGAAAGUGA